CCCACCGUCUUGUACGCCCAGUCCCUGGGAUGUCCACAGCACCGCCUGACUAAUUUAAGGCCUCGCAGCGUUAGUCCACGUGGAUCGCCCGGAGCAAAGCCCUGCGACUAACGGGAGUAGCAGGUGUCCCUAGUCCGGGCUAUGUCUGGCUGUCCCACUCCGGAGGGAGAGUGUUGCUCUCGGCAAUGCCGCCUGCAGGACAAGGAACAUCCAAGAUACCUGAUCCCAGAGCUUUGCAAACAGUUUUACCAUUUGGGCUGGGUCACUGGGACUGGAGGAGGCAUUAGCUUGAAGCAUGGCGAUGAAAUCUACAUUGCUCCUUCAGGAGUGCAAAAGGAGCGGAUUGAGCCUGAAGACCUGUUUGUUUGUGACAUCAAUGAACAGGACCUACGCGGACCUCCGCCACACAGGAGUCUAAGAAAGAGCCAGUGUACACCUCUUUUCAUGAAUGCUUACACCAUGCGAGGAGCAGGCGCAGUGAUCCACACGCACUCGAAAGCUGCUGUGAUGGCCACCCUUCUUUUUCCGGGACGGGAGUUUAAAAUCACACAUCAAGAGAUGAUAAAAGGAAUAAAGAAGUGUACCUCAGGAGGGUAUUAUAGAUAUGAUGAUAUGUUGGUAGUACCCAUUGUUGAGAAUACACCCGAGGAGAAAGACCUCAAAGAACGAAUGGCCCGUGCGAUGAAUGAAUACCCAGACUCCUGUGCAGUACUGGUCAGGCGUCAUGGGGUUUACGUCUGGGGAGAGACUUGGGAGAAGGCUAAAACUAUGUGUGAGUGUUAUGACUAUUUGUUUGACAUGGCCGUGUCAAUGAAGAAAGUGGGACUGGAUCCCACACAGCUCCCAGUCGGAGAAAAUGGAAUUGUGUAAGCCACAUGGAAGUUUCUAUACAGAGACAAAGCUUAGCUGAAUUAUUACUUAUAUGAAACCUAAUUUUUUAAUUAAUUGAAAUUUUCACACUGCCAUUAAUAUGUCACUAAAUACUGCAGAUGAUCACCCUGGAUCUCUUCUGACAUUGACUUGCUUAAAUUAUUGUAAUUUUAAAUGACAAUGCAAUAGAAUAAAAAUUUUAUAAUGAAGGUGGGGAUGGGUGGGGCAGAG
Artibeus jamaicensis (Jamaican fruit-eating bat) is the source of this 1101-nucleotide messenger RNA. It is a transcript of the gene APIP, whose product is annotated as APAF1 interacting protein. Gene Ontology annotation, cellular component: cytoplasm. Lineage: Eukaryota; Metazoa; Chordata; Mammalia; Chiroptera; Phyllostomidae. The record is from RefSeq and is a predicted model, not a curated record. Gene Ontology annotation, molecular function: metal ion binding; methylthioribulose 1-phosphate dehydratase activity. The coding region runs from base 142 to 870 and encodes 242 amino acids. The transcript is spliced from 7 exons.